This is a messenger RNA of Serendipita indica DSM 11827, 1722 nucleotides long. Lineage: Eukaryota; Fungi; Basidiomycota; Agaricomycetes; Sebacinales; Serendipitaceae. The record is from the annotation of a GenBank genome assembly.
AUGCCAAAAUCGCGUCUAAUUCUCGUUUUCAGCCCACUUUAUAGUACUAACGUUGUAACAAAAAGACCAUUUCAUCACACCGUGCCCCAGCGAGCCGCCGCUACAGAACACCCGUUUUCCAUCCACAACCUCGGCACACCGCGUCCUAAAAUCACCAACUCUCGCGAAGAGCGUAUGCGCAAGGAAUCUGUUCAACUAUGGCGUCGCGUAAGCGACCUCUGGCAGAGUAAAACUUACGACGAAGCGAUUGCGCUCUGUCGCAAACAACUUGCCGACCCCUUUGCGCACGUCCCUGAGCCGAGAUGUGGGACGGUGGAUGAGUUGCGUACGAUGGGACAUUUUCUCCUUGGGCGUCUCCUUGUCGAGGUCUACAACGCGUCGUAUUUGGAUCUCGAUCCAGCGAUGGAAGACGAGGCGCUUGAGCAGGUUAGACUUGCGAAACGUGGGUUGGAAUUGUAUUACCCUGAUGCAUUGGUGCUUCAAGCCAAGGCUGUUGGAUGUCUUGCUGGUAUCUUGGAGGAUCGAGGGUCGCUCGUCGACGCUGCGGAGGAGUAUCGGACUCUUAUUCGUCUGAAUAAGCGUAUAUUGCAGCAAGAGAUGGUCAGUCGAGUGAAGAGUGGUGGGGAUGCGCUGUCCGGUUUGCUCGAUGCGCUUCGGCGGCUAGCAAUGUGCGCAUCUAGACUUGGUCACAGUCGUACAGCGCUCGCGGCGGCUCAGGAAGCGAUGGAGGUCCUCAGAAAGUGCAAUGCGCACAAGAGCAACGACCCACGUGUGACGACCAUUCUACUCGAGACGAUUCUAGAGCAGGCGCGGUAUACCCUCGAGAGUGGUGGGGAUACAAAUCAUGCUCUCAAGGAUAUUAGUGCCGCCAUCGAGAUUCUCGACAAGGUUGGAGUCGCAUUGACUUCGGAGCCAGAUAGGUAUUACGCCGUCAUGGCCAGAUAUGCCAGCCAAUUGGCAGUCUUUGCCCGUAAACUCGUGCAAACGGGUGUCCCCGAGUUGAUGGAACACGGCGGUAGCCUCUUUGAGACGGUCGCCUCUACAUUUCACAAUGUAAUACAAUUACCAGAGGAUCGCGAAGGAUUACCUGAUCGAGUCCACACCGUCUAUUGCUUACAAUACGCCCAGGCGAUCGUCCACUAUUCUCACAGCUUUGGUUACACGGGCGACGAAUACGACGUUGCCGUCCUUGACCGUGCACUCGAAAUGGUCCUCAUGUCCGCAUACACCGACGUCCCACCUUCUAUCCGCGAGCAACAACACGUCUCCUCACCAGACGCCCACGCCUAUUACUUGACCGAAUUCGAAUGGCCCACCCUCGAUAUCCCACAGAGCCUCCUGGCGCUGACGAUUCUGAACAUGGAAAUGACGAAGCGAAUCGAUACGCUCAAAUCGACUAGUUUCUCCUUGCGACGUGGGUUUUCGAGGCACGAGACCGAGGUUGUCCGCGCCGAGAUUCAGCGUGCGUUUAUACUUGCCGAGUCUGUGCAGGCUAGGACGACGAGUGAGGAGAUACGAAGAGAAGUUACUGUUCAAAGAGCGACUACGCUCUAUAAUCGAGGAAAGCUCGAGUUGCGAUCGUCCAGGUCGACGGCAAAGGCGACGUGGGCUCAAGCGCGAGAGUUGGUAGAGGCGUCGGGGAAAUGUUUGGAUGUGGAAAAGGAGCGAGAACGGAUAUACUUGCUCAAGACCCUGCACGAGUGUUUGGCCGCGGUGCCCUAG